Molecule: messenger RNA, 450 nt
Organism: Macrobrachium nipponense
Lineage: Eukaryota; Metazoa; Arthropoda; Malacostraca; Decapoda; Palaemonidae
Product: sperm-specific protein Don juan-like
Exons: 1
Coding region: 1-450 (149 amino acids)
Source: RefSeq, a predicted model, not a curated record
AUGAAGCCUUGGGGACUUCAUAUGACGAGUCUGGUGCUUCAUAGGAAGUGUCAGGAGCCUCAUAGGAGGUAUCGGGAGCUUCGUAUGAAGUGUCAGGAGCCUUGUAUGCUGAUUCAGGGGCCUUGUAGGAAACUUCAGGAGCCUUGUAGGAAACUUCAGGAGCUUUGUAGGAGGCUACAGGAGCUUUGUAGGAAGCUUCAGGAGCCUUGUAGGAAACUUCAGGAGCCUUGUAGGAAGCUUCGGGAGCUUUGUAAGAAACUUCAGGAGCUUUGUAUGAGGCGACUGGAGCCUUGUAGGAAACUUCAGGAGCUUUGUAGGAGGCUACAGGAGCCUUGUAGGAAGCUUCAGGAGCCUUGUAGGAAACUUCAGGAGCCUUGUAGGAAACUUCAGGAGCUUUGUAAGAAACUUCAGGAGCCUUGUAGGAAACUUCAGGGCUUUGCCUCGUUGUAG